AUGCUACCUACCGCUACCAAGAAGCCACCGUCGAUGAGGGCAUUGACGGCUCGUUUGAAGGAAAUCAAUCUGUCCUUCAACGAUAUUUUGCGGUUUUUCCAAGCGUUUAGAGCAACCAACACCGCUACUGAGGUUGAGGUACGCCUGGGUAAGUUGGAUCAGCUUUGGGAAAGUUACAGUGAGGUCUUAGUGGAAAUCUUCGCCCACGAUGACUACAAUCCGGAAAGUGCCACGGUAGAUAAGGAGCGUACGGAGUUUAGCGAUCGCUACUAUGAAACGAAGUCGUUUUUAAUGGACAAAGCCAAGGAUUUCCAGAAAGCACAUGCAUUGGAACAGUCCAUGAGAACAAGUGAUGCUUCGGUGCACGGAUCCGUUGAUCACGUUCGUCUGCCACAGAUCAAACUGCAAACUUUCAACGGUGACAUCGAUGAACGGCUUAGCUUCCGUGAUUUAUACACGUCACUCAUCCAUUGGAAGGUGGAUCUACCAGAUGUGGAAAAGUUCCACUACCUUGAAGGGUGUCUGCAAGGGGAACCAAGGAACCUGAUCGAUUCUCUACCGAUCACGAAGGCCAACUACCAGGUGGCCUUGGAAUCAUUAUUGCGCCGGUACAAUAACAGCAAGCACUUGAAAAAGCGGCAGGUACAGUCGUUGUUUAAGCUGACGCUCUCCAAAGAAUCUGGAACUGAACUGCACACUCUCGUGGAAGGCUUUGAGAGGAUAGUGCAGACUCUCGAUCAGAUUAUCCAGCCAGCCGAUUAUAAGGAUCUUCUGCUGCUGAAUAUCCUCACUGCUCAAACCUUUUUCUCCUGA
Molecule: messenger RNA, 813 nt
Organism: Ochlerotatus camptorhynchus
Lineage: Eukaryota; Metazoa; Arthropoda; Insecta; Diptera; Culicidae
Exons: 1
Coding region: 1-813 (270 amino acids)
Source: RefSeq, a predicted model, not a curated record